UCGAUACUUAAGCAUCGUAAGCGAGAUUUUAAAGAGCACGAAGUGCUCAUAAUUAUGCUGUAGAAGAUGCGGUUCUUUAUGACGUAGAUAAGCCUUUUGAUGCAUUCACGAUGCCCCAUUUGCGGAUUAAGCCGUUUCCCGCGCCAGUGGGGGUCCAGUACGCGGAUGAUACGUGGACGGUGCUGAGGACCGCCAUCGAGGCGAUACUGCAGAAGCAGCCCGUUGAAACCAAUUUCGAAGACUUGUAUAAUCAUGCCUACGGAAUGUUCUUGCAUAAACACGGUGGGAUGGUGCAGGAUAAUCUGCGUAAUGUCAUCGCUGCGCACCUGGAGAGCCAUGUCCGCAACGAAGUGGCCCAGUGCGUGGAUGCCACCUUCCUCACCACCGUCAAGCGCACCUGGGACGCUUUCUCCUCCGGGAUGCAAAUCCUGAAAGACAUUUUCAUGUACAUGGAUCGCAAAGUCGAUGUCCAAGAUACGAAGACUUCCGCCGUAUACGCUAUGGGAUUGGGAUUGUUCCGGGACACGGUGCUGCAUUUCGGUCGGGUCAAGGAACGCCUGCUCAGCACUCUGCUGGAGCUGAUCAACAAAGAGAGAAAGGGUGACAGCGUCGAUCGGGAGACGAUCAAGGGAAUAACGGUCAUGCUGAUGGAUCUGGGUGCGGGAUCGCGGAUUGUGUAUGAAGAGGAUUUCGAGCGAGAUUUCCUCGCGGAUUCGGCUGCGUACUUCCGAUUGGAAUCACAGAAAUAUUUUUCGGACAACAGUGCCACCGAUUACAUCAAAAACGUGGAAAAGUUGAUCCAAAGCGAAGGAGAACGGACUAUGAACUGCUUGGAUCCCUCGACGAAAACCGGCGUAGACAGACUGAUUGAUACCGAGCUAAUCGAGAAGCACGUUGAGACCAUCAUCAAUAUGCCGGUCGGUGGGGUUGUGUCCCUCAUUCAAAACCGUAAUUUUACAGAGAUGACGGCAAUGUACAAAAUCCUCAACCGUAUCAACGAAGGCAUUCCUAAACUGCUAACACCCAUGAGUCAAUAUCUACGCCAGCAGGGAACCGCUCUGAUGUCUGACAGCACCGGCACUACAAAAACUCCUGUCCAGCUAAUUCAGGCUUUAUUGGAUCUAAAGCGCGAAUACGAUCUCUUUUUGGAGAAAUCUUUCAAAAAGGAUCCUCGUCUGCGUAAGAUGAUCGCCACGGAUUUUGAAUACUUCUUUAACCUCAACAAAAAGUCCCCGGAACUCUUGACUUUAUUUAUUGACGAACAACUGCGGAAUGCCAGUAAGAACGUACUAACGGAGCAGCAGCUUAACACUGUCCUGGAGCAAUCCAUGGUCCUCUUCCGUUAUCUGCAUGAUCGUGACCUUUUUGAACGAUAUUAUAAGCACUUCCUAGCGCGGCGCUUGUUGAACGCCCGCGGGCAGGCGGAAGAGGCGGAGAAGACCAUGUUGACGAAACUACGUAAUGAGGCCGGGUACAGCUAUACAUCGAAACUGGAGGGAAUGUACCGCGAUAUACUGUUGUCGGGGACGUGCAAUGAUAAGUUCCAGGAUCACUGCUUUCAGAACAAUAUUGCUACGUCGGUUGAGUUGAACGUACAAGUUCUGACAACGGGAUUCUGGCCGAUGCCGCCGUCACCGGCACCGAUUAACCUGCCCUGGGAAGCGCAGAAGACAUUUUUGGAGUUCCGAAAACUGUACCUGGAUAUGCACAACGGUCGCCAACUCAAUCUGCAGAAUAACCUCGGUACAGCGGAAAUCGCUGCGGAAUUCUACGGUCCGCCGGCUAUCAACGAUCAGCCACCGGCCGUCACUGGUGCCACCGGGCAGACUGUUCGCAAGUACAUGCUGCAAGUGACAACCUACCAGAUGGUGGUGCUCAUGUUAUUCAACAAACAGCCGGAGUGGUCUUACCAGGACAUGGCGACAGCCACAAACAUCCCCGAAAAGGAUCUCAAGAGGGCCAUUGCAUCGCUGUGUACCAGCAGGAUGCGGCUGUUAAUAAAGGUGGGCGCUGGGAAACUACCAGAAAGCGGGCAUCGAUUUGCUGUUAACGACAGCUUUUACUCUCAGCUAUUCCGUGUAAAGGUCAACACAGGCGGAAAGACGGAGUCGCGCGAGGACACCUCCCAUGAGGAGACCAGCAAGGAGGCGCGUGAAAAGCAGGAAAGUGAUCGCCGCCACGAAGUGGACGCCGCCGUGAUUCGCAUCAUGAAGGGCCACCGGCAGAUGGAUGAUGCGGAUCUCAUUGCCGAACUACACAAUGCACUGCUUCACCGUUUUACGCCCACCAUGGAUAUGAUCAAGAAGAGCAUUGAUGGACUCAUCGCCAGGGAAUUCAUUGUGCGAGCAGAGGACAACCGGACAAUACUGCGGUACAUCGCGUGAGCGGGAGACGGCGUUCUCAUGCCAGUCGAACAUUCGUUUUCGUUCUGAACCGAAAUGGGGAAAUAUUGGCACAGCUGAACUAGUACUCGGCACGGUGAACAAGGCUAAUCUUCUUUUCCAAAUUUUAUUGAAGCUGCUGAAACCAGUGCUGGUGCCAUUUGUGAUAUGUGCUUCUAGUUUUUGUUAUCUGCUUCAGUUCAGAAAAACUAAAAUUCAGAACUUUAGCUAGUAAAUACUCAAAAGGCGAUUUUGCGGAAGAUGUUUAUCAGUGCACCUUUUCUCUCCAGUGGGUUGUCAGGAGACAACAUACUUAUUAGAAGUUUUCUGCCCAUAAAUAUAUGUACUGAUGACGAUCACGGUAAAGUUCUUGCUGCUUUUCGUGGCAGUAUUCGGAAUUCGGAAACUGUCAUAUUAAACCACCGAUAACCACAGAAAAUAUGGUCGUACUAACGAAUACAUGUGUGGCGAAUGUUAGCUCCAAAAGUCUAUCUGGAAGUACUCAUCGUCUUAGCUUUAAGCCAAUGCAGCGUAGGCAUUAAGUGCUAUGGAUGUAAGGAAGAGAGCUGUUGGAUGCUGUCAGCUAAUAAAGGCACUCACAAUCUGCAGUACGCUUCCGCUGAUGAGCGGAAGGACUGCCCGACUGCGCAACUCUGCAUAAAACUGCGAUUCACAGAUCCGUUCGAAAGCCAUGCGGAUCCGUUUUACAUUUUUGAAUGCCUUUUUAACCCGGAAUAUCCGACUUGCGACAGCAUAACCAAAGUCUGGACAACCACAUUUGGGCGGAGCGUUAAGUGUCAUGCAUGCGCGACAGACUACUGCAAUAACGAAACGUUGGGAACGGAGGAGAAUCCCGGUUUGCCAGGCGAUGCCAAAUCAGCUGGCCCACAUGUACACCCGGAAACCAGCCUGCUCAUACUCAUCCCAAUGUUAAUCCUUUCUACGGCCAAUAUACAUCUGUCAACGAUAAUACGUGGAGCUGUCGUGCAGAAAUGGCUACCUAAUAAUUUCUUUGGACAUUCACAUUUGUAUGACGCUUUGUAUUGGAUAAAUGCCAGCGCACUCUUUCUAUACUCUAAAGUGGCAUUCUGCUGAAACUUUUAUCUUGGCACUGCCAGUAAUGCUGUGGGCAGGACUGCUGAUCUGUCCACUUCGAACGAGCACAGUAGUAAAAUAGAAUGACCAAUGAAAUCGCUGUAUGAUUGUUACAGCUGCGAUUUUUCGCUUUGCUCUGCGCAGUGUGUCGUGUUUGUGAUAAAAGAUGGCAGCGGCACCUGCCACUGGCAACUGCCACCGGCAGUGGCACAUGCCACCACGUG
Messenger RNA from Paramacrobiotus metropolitanus, 3700 nucleotides. Its product is annotated as cullin-3-like. Gene Ontology annotation, molecular function: ubiquitin protein ligase binding. Lineage: Eukaryota; Metazoa; Tardigrada; Eutardigrada; Parachela; Macrobiotidae. Gene Ontology annotation, biological process: ubiquitin-dependent protein catabolic process; protein ubiquitination. Gene Ontology annotation, cellular component: Cul3-RING ubiquitin ligase complex. The record is from RefSeq and is a predicted model, not a curated record. The transcript is spliced from 15 exons. Bases 111 to 2384 code for a protein of 757 amino acids.